GUGGAACCCCGUUUUACUAUUAACUAUUAUCCAAUAUUAAAUUAUUCAUUAUUUUCCACAUAUAAAUAUUGGUUUGGUUGUAUAUAUCAAAGCCCUCUUCGUGUUUCAUUUUGCUUCUUCUGCUUUCCUGUUUCUCAACAUCUCUGCAGGAGGAGCCCCCUACUUUGAUCUCUCUCUCUCUCCCAUCUCUCUCUAUCUCUCUCAGGUUUUGUUUGAAUUUGGUAGCGGCAAGAUAAUGAAUAACUGUGCGAUCCAAAACGCUAGCACAACCUGGGAAGAAAUGAGGAGCUCUGUAGCUGUUGCUGUAUCUGUAUCUGAUAAGAGGGACACGGUUGUUUGUCCUAAACCACGGCGUGUUGGGCUUAUUAACAGCUUCGUAGAUGAGCCACUUAGGCCUGUGAGAUGGCCGAUGAGCCAUCAAUCAGACUUUUGCGAGUCAAAAGCGGGAAAUGAGCUAUUGGACAUCAUCUUGUCAAAGGGUGGUUAUACAGUGGAACAAUCGUCCACUCAGGCUUCCUCUCCACCCUCUUUUUUUUGUGGGUCGCCGCCAAGCAGGGUCUCUAACCCACUAAUUCAAGAUGCUCGAUUCGGGGAUGAGGUCAACCAAGUAUCACCUUGGGCAGUCCCUAUUCAGCCUGGCAUGCCAGCAUCCCCCUCAGCAUCUUCAAGGAAAGGAGCAUGUGGUCGGGCAAAUUUUGGUAACAAACCAGUUGUUAGAAUUGAGGGCUUUGAUUGUCUUGACAGGAAUAGUCGCCACUGCAGCAUUCCUACAAUGGCUUAAAACCUUGAGUGAAUACGUUAGAGAACACACAAAAUCUGAAGAAUAGAAGAACAUUCAAAAAAUGGAUCGCAGCAGAGUAAAUUAAACUUUUUCAGAAGAGAGAGUGACAUCCUUUUGCCGAUGUAUAUAUAUGUCUAUAAAGAAAAGAAUCGAGUCUGUAACUAUUGUCUCAGUAACAUCUGUAAGUAGUCAUUAACCAGAAUAAUUGAGGGCUCACUAGUAGUCUUUUCUGAUGUAAAUUACAAGAAUGGAGGGAGUUUUCAGAGUCGCAUUUUGGGUUCUAAGAAUCUUAGUGGGAGGCAUAUGAAGAGUAUUCUGUUAGAAAAAUCCGUUCACUGUGUAAAUAUAUAAAUAUAUUUAAAUGUCCUCAAGUUUUCUA
Molecule: messenger RNA, 1160 nt
Organism: Daucus carota subsp. sativus
Lineage: Eukaryota; Viridiplantae; Streptophyta; Magnoliopsida; Apiales; Apiaceae
Exons: 4
Coding region: 236-781 (181 amino acids)
Source: RefSeq, a predicted model, not a curated record